Molecule: messenger RNA, 945 nt
Organism: Erinaceus europaeus (western European hedgehog)
Lineage: Eukaryota; Metazoa; Chordata; Mammalia; Eulipotyphla; Erinaceidae
Product: olfactory receptor 9A4
Exons: 1
Coding region: 1-945 (314 amino acids)
Biological process (GO): G protein-coupled receptor signaling pathway
Cellular component (GO): membrane
Molecular function (GO): G protein-coupled receptor activity; olfactory receptor activity
Source: RefSeq, a predicted model, not a curated record
AUGAUGAGUAACCACUCCGGUGCCACUGAGUUCUGUCUGCUUGGCUUCCCUGGCUCCCCAGGCCUGCACCUGGCUCUGUUUGUCAUCUUCUUCUCCUUCUACUCAGUGACAUUCAUGGGAAACACGGUCAUCAUCUUAAUCGUCUGUGUUGACAAACGCCUGCAGUCCCCCAUGUAUUUCUUCCUUGCCCACCUCUCCACCUUGGAGAUCUUGAUCACAUCCAUCAUCGUCCCCGUGAUGCUCUGGGGCCUGCUGCUCCCGGGGGUGCACACUCUCUCCCUGACUGCAUGCAUCGCCCAGCUCUUCCUAUACCUGGCCGUGGGGACCACAGAGUUUGCCCUGUUGGGGGCGAUGGCAGUGGACCGCUACGUGGCCGUCUGCAACCCUCUGAGGUACAACAUCAUCAUGAGCAGCCGCACCUGCGUCUGGGUGGUGGUCCUGUCCUGGCUGUUUGGGUUCCUUUCCGAAAUCUGGCCUGUCUAUGCCACCUUCCAGCUGACCUUCUGCAAAUCCAACGUGCUGGACCACUUCUACUGUGACCGAGGUCAGCUGCUCAAACUCUCCUGCGACGACACUCUUUUCACAGAGCUGGUGCUCUUCGUCAUGGCGGUUGUCAUCAUCCUCGGCUCUCUGGCACCAACGAUCGUCUCCUACACCUACAUCAUCGCCACCAUCUUCAAGAUCCCCACAGCCUCUGGCCGGAGGAAAGCCUUCUCCACCUGCGCCUCUCACUUCACCUUUGUCGUCAUCGGCUAUGGCAGCUGUCUGUUCCUCUAUGUCAAGCCCAAGCAGACACAGGCCGCCGAGUACAACAAAAUCGUCUCCUUGCUGAUUUCUGUGGUCACCCCUUUCCUGAACCCUUUCAUCUUCACUCUCCGGAAUGACAAGGUCAAAGAGGCCCUCCGAGACAGCCUGAAACGUUGCUGUCAGCUCUUCAAGGACUAA